UUGAUAAAUAUAUAAAUUUCUUGAUCUUCGAGAGGUUCAACAGCGGCCAUGGUUCGUAGUUUGCUCCUGUUCUUGUGGCUCUUAAUUCUCUCGCGAUGCUCGCUCGCUGGCUAUAAGAUCAAGUCCAUCACCCAAGACACGAAUGGCAACAUCGAUGCUCGUCUAGACCUCCUCUCACCGACAAGCACAUAUGGUCCUGAUAUCAAAGAGCUCCAACUCACCGUAAGCUACGAAUCCCAAGACCGGCUGCGAGUUCACAUCACCGACUCCUCGUCCCCGCGGUGGGAAGUUCCAGCCUCGCUCGUGCCAAGGCUACCACCCACGAAGAACGGCAGCGCUAGCGUUUCCAAGCUCCAGUUCUCGUACACCCGGGACCCCUUCACGUUUGCAAUCCUCCGGAGAUCAUCCCAGGAGCUCCUCUUCAGCUCCACCCCGGGCCUCACUUUCAAGGACCAGUACCUGGAGAUCUCCACCACGCUCCCGAGCAAUGCGUCGCUCUACGGCCUCGGGGAGAGCACUCGUACCGCGGGCUUCCGGCUCGUCCCGGACUCCACGUACACGCUGUGGGCCUCGGACACCCCUUCGCAAGAGACCAACAAGAACCUGUACGCCUCCUGGCCCUUCUACCUGGAUGCCCGCCUCUCGGGGGCCUCGCACGGAGUCUUCUUGCUCAACAGCAACGCCAUGGACGUGGAGCUUGCGGAGGAGAGGCUCACGUACAAAGCCGUGGGUGGUGUCCUCGACUUUAGCUUCUUCGCGGGGCCGUCGCCAUUGGAAGUCGUCCAGCAGCUCACUGAUAUGGUCGGGAAGCCCGCUCCAAUGCCUUACUGGUCUCUAGGCUUCCACCAGUGUCGAUACGGCUAUAAGAAUGUCGAGGAGCUCCAGGACGUGGUCGAGAAGUACAAGUCUGCGCGCAUUCCUCUCGAGGUGAUGUGGUCGGACAUAGAUUACAUGGACGCCUUCAAGGACUUCACGCUGGAUCCCAUCAACUAUCCCCAGUCGAAGAUGGACGAUUUUGUCAAGCAGCUCCAUGCCAACGACCAGAAGUACGUGAUCAUCAUAGACCCCGGUGAGCUCUCCCUUCCCUGGUCUUCUUUCUUGCAUCCGCCAGCUUACAGCAGUGCCUUGCCAGGGAUCAAAGUCGAGAGGAACUAUUCGUCAUACGAGCGUGCAAAAGCUCUCGAGAUCUUUGUCAAAGACUUGCACGGCGAGCCAUAUCUCGCUCAAGUGUGGCCGGGCCCUGUCCACUUCCCAGACUUCCUCCACCCGAAAACAGCCUCUUACUGGACAAGCGAGAUUUCCAACUUUCACAAAAUCCUCCCCUUCGACGGCCUCUGGAUCGACAUGAACGAAGCCUCCAACUUUUGCACGGGCGUGAGCUGCUUGCUUCCUCCGAACGUGACAAAGCCUUGCCUCACAACAUGCUGCUUGAUCUGUACCGAGAACUCCAUAUCCAAGUGGGACAAUCCACCUUUUGCGGUAAAUAACAACGCUGUCCGCAAUAGAAUCGGCUCCAAAACCAUGGCUGCCAGUGCCGCCCACCACGGAGGAGUUCUCGAGUAUGAUGCUCACAACUUGUACGGGCUCUCGGAAGCGAUAGCCACCAGCAGCGCUCUCAAGUCUGUCUUGAAAACCCGGCCCUUCAUGCUCUCGAGGUCGACGUUCGUUGGCUCUGGCCGCGUCACCGCGCACUGGAGCGGUGACAAUGGAGCAACCUGGGACGAUCUACGAUACUCCAUUGUCAGCGUUCUCAACUCUGGCCUGGUUGGAAUACCAAUGGUUGGCGCGGACAUCUGUGGAUUCCUGGGUAACACCACUGAGGAGCUUUGCAACCGCUGGAUCCAAGCCGGAGCCUUCUAUCCCUUCUCCCGGAACCACAACGGAUUCAAUGCAGUGUCACAGGAGCUCUAUCUCUGGAAGUCCGUCACCCAGUCCGCAAGAACAGUUCUGUCGCUGAGAUACCGGCUCCUUCCUCAUCUCUACACGCUCUUUUACGAGGCCUGCUUGAAAGGAUCACCAGUUGCCAGGCCUGUCUUCUUCGCAUUUCCCAAGGAUCCGGCAGCUCUUGGUGUUGAAACUCAGUUCAUGCUCGGGAGUUCCAUUCUUGUCUCCCCUGUUCUCGUGGAAGGCGCGAGGGAGCUCCAAGCUUACUUUCCCAAAGGAAACUGGUAUAGCUUGUUCAAUUACUCGCAAGUUAUUCUGUCGCCGGGAUCAACUUUCAUACUUCCGGCCACGCUGGAUUCGACGAACGUCCACGUUCGAGGAGGCUCGAUACUCGCCAUGCAGGAUGCUGCCAUGACUACUGCUGCUGCGAGAAAGACAGCCUUCACGCUGCUAGUCGCUUUUCCCGGCGAGGAAGAGGAUGACAACCUAAAUGCUUCGGGCAGUGUGUUCCUGGACAGUGGCGAGGACCUUGAGAUGAAACUUGAGCAAGGGUCGGCUACUCUCGUUGAAUUUGCUGCGAAGAAAGUUGGGAACCGGCUCUCCGUCAAGUCUCGAGUGAGUUACGGCGAGUUUGCUCUCCAGCAGAAGUGGAUCAUCAGCAAGGUUGUAGUGCUCGGGCUCGGCAGUUUUGCGUUGGACAAACAGCAGCAGGAACUCGUAAAAGGAAAGAUUCUGUUGCCUCAAUCAGCGGACCAUGUCGAAGAAGUUAAUGAGCUCAACUUGCCUCUGGGAAAACCUUUUCAUAUCUCGCUAAAGAUGGCGUCAUAUCAGUAACUAGUCCUCACUGUUUACAAAGAUGUUACGAACAAGCC
Selaginella moellendorffii is the source of this 2756-nucleotide messenger RNA. Its product is annotated as alpha-xylosidase 1-like. The record is from RefSeq and is a predicted model, not a curated record. Lineage: Eukaryota; Viridiplantae; Streptophyta; Lycopodiopsida; Selaginellales; Selaginellaceae. The transcript has 3 exons. Bases 49 to 2718 code for a protein of 889 amino acids. Gene Ontology annotation, molecular function: carbohydrate binding; hydrolase activity, hydrolyzing O-glycosyl compounds. Gene Ontology annotation, biological process: carbohydrate metabolic process.